AUGAUGAAUUCAUUUUUCCUGACGAUAGUGGUUUUACUCCAAAUUGCAACUAAUAUUCAAUGUAUAUCGAGUCCCCUUCGUCAGUUUUCAACAUAUCGAAAUGUAACUGAACUCAUUGAUAAUAUUGCUGAGUUAUGGUGGACAGUGAAUGAAGUCAACAAGGAGAUUACAUUUGAAUUACAUGUCAAAACGACAGGAUGGAUUGGGCUUGGUAUUGCACUAGAUAAUGGAGUCAGUGAAGAUGCAGACAUGGGUAUUGGUUGGAUUGAUGCAAGUGGAAAUGUGCAUUUUGAGGAUCGACAUGCUGUUGGCUUUACACAACCAGUCAAAGAUUCAACAACACAAGAUUGGUUUGGUUUGCAAGGUCGAGAAGAAAAUAACUGGACAGCCAUUCAAUUCAAACGUUCAUUGGAUACAAAAGACUCGAUGGAUAUUCCUAUUAAACCAGGAAUAAAUGUUGUCCUAUUUGCAUACGGACUCAUCGAUCCCAAUCCUGACAUAACAUAUCAUGAAAAUCGUCGCAUUACACACAGAUUCCCUUUGUGGAAGGCUUAG
This is a messenger RNA of Rotaria sordida, 555 nucleotides long. NCBI's taxonomy places the organism in Eukaryota, Metazoa, Rotifera, Eurotatoria, Philodinida, Philodinidae. The record is from the annotation of a GenBank genome assembly.